Messenger RNA from Cetraspora pellucida, 183 nucleotides. Lineage: Eukaryota; Fungi; Glomeromycota; Glomeromycetes; Diversisporales; Gigasporaceae. The record is from the annotation of a GenBank genome assembly.
GUCAAUUAUAUCCUACAAUAACAUUUAGUGUAGCAAUUUAUAAUUAUUUAUUAAAUAAAUUAGAAGAUAUAAUUGAUGAUAUAAUAGAAGAACCAACUAUUCAAAAUGCAGCAAAUGCAGCAAAAUUAAAAAUUCUUAAAUAUUAUCCAUAUACAGAUAGACAUAUAUAUACUAUUGCUACUA